AUGUCCGAACAAGAAGACCCACUCAACCAGGCGGAGGCUGGCCAUCUGACCAAGUUCUCUAAACUCGAGGCAUCCCUUGUACAUACCGAGGUGGAGAAGCGCCCGAACUCUAGAGCGCAAAAUGAUGUAAACCGAUAUGCCGAAGCCUCAGAUCUAUCUGUGAAUGAACUUGCCUUCGAUUUCAACCUUGACAGGGGCCAUUACCCGCUCGAUAAUCUCAAGUCUCUUCAGCAGGUCUUCAAUGCCGUGCAAUGUCAUGAACAUUUGGAGAAAAGGGAUAACUUUUCUCCUGAAACUCGGGUAGAAUGCCUGAAGGUUAGCUCACUGGGAGGAGAAUGGCUAAUACUAGAUGAGGCCCAAAUGGGCGAGCUUUUACGGGUCCAAGGAGCACCGCUGUCAGUCUACAUGCGCUACGAUACCACCCGCAACCUUACAACAUAUGUUAUUUCUCACAAAGAACUCGAUACAUCCAUUGUGACGCUCAAAUCUUUACUCAAAAUUGCACUGAACACCACUUCUGCAGCUGAUAGGCCAGCUGUCUUUUUAGAUGACCCCUUUGAAAUCCACAUAAUACUUUCAACUUUGUCCUUUGAGGCUUCCAAAUUCCACGUCAAACGUUUCCGACGCUUUAUGUGGGCUCAAAUCAAUAAAGUAGACGACCAGCUUGAAGGUCUUGAGGCCGAGGAUCGAGCCAAACUAAAAUAUCUGACAAAACAACUCCAAAUAAUAUCCCAGAAUACUGACUCUCAUCUCGGAAAUGCGGAUGUUUGCAUUAUCACAGCUACGGCUAUUCGCAACGUCCACUCCCGCUUCGUUUCAUCGAUCUCCCGCGAGCAGAAGAUCUGGUUUCUCAAUUACAAACAGCGCAAAGACAGCACUAUGUCCCUGGUCUACAACCUCAUGACCCAGCAAGAUGCCACUAAUAACAUCCGAAUCAGCAAUAGCAUGAAGCAAGACUCCGCACCUAUGAAUGCAAUUGCUGUCCUAACAAUGGCAUUCCUGCCAGGUACCUUUGCAGCGACGGUGGUUCGUGCUGGGGUCUUUGGGGGCACCAUCACAGGAGCAGGAGUUUGGUGGGUCUGGAUUAGCAUCAUAGUACCUGUGACUACGGCUGUCUUAAUUUGUUGGUGGCUUUAUCAGAAAUCAAAAGAGCCGGGCAGGCGGCUCGAAGAGAAGAAGCUAUUAUAA
Molecule: messenger RNA, 1188 nt
Organism: Penicillium taxi
Lineage: Eukaryota; Fungi; Ascomycota; Eurotiomycetes; Eurotiales; Aspergillaceae
Exons: 4
Coding region: 1-1188 (395 amino acids)
Source: RefSeq, a predicted model, not a curated record